Messenger RNA from Homo sapiens (human), 1240 nucleotides. It is a transcript of the gene COXFA4L2, whose product is annotated as cytochrome c oxidase hypoxia associated subunit FA4L2. The coding region runs from base 317 to 580 and encodes 87 amino acids. Lineage: Eukaryota; Metazoa; Chordata; Mammalia; Primates; Hominidae. The transcript is spliced from 5 exons. The record is from RefSeq and is marked validated. Gene Ontology annotation, biological process: response to hypoxia; negative regulation of reactive oxygen species biosynthetic process; negative regulation of mitochondrial electron transport, NADH to ubiquinone. Gene Ontology annotation, cellular component: mitochondrion; mitochondrial inner membrane.
GUGUAUGUGUGAAAAUCAGGAAGAGCCAGCGGGGAGUGUGUGUUGCCAUCGCGUCUCCGCCUGCAGGUGCAGACAUCUGGAGGAGAGAGUCGGAGAGCAGAAACCACUUGGCUCCCAGACAAUUCCCCUACAGGCUUUGGGCCUGGAAUUGAGGAGAAAGUGAGCUAAGUUGGGGUGGGGUGAGUCCAAAGAAGCACGGGCUGGGCCAAGCUAAGCUGCUCUGGGCUGGGCUGAUCCCUCCCCACUCAGGGGCGGGACCCCAGGAGGAGGGAGAGGACAGAGCCACUGCAGAGGACCAGACUGGGAAAACAACGAUAUGGCAGGAGCCAGUCUUGGGGCCCGCUUCUACCGGCAGAUCAAAAGACAUCCGGGGAUCAUCCCGAUGAUCGGCUUAAUCUGCCUGGGCAUGGGCAGCGCUGCGCUUUACUUGCUGCGACUCGCCCUUCGCAGCCCCGACGUCUGCUGGGACAGAAAGAACAACCCGGAGCCCUGGAACCGCCUGAGCCCCAAUGACCAAUACAAGUUCCUUGCAGUUUCCACUGACUAUAAGAAGCUGAAGAAGGACCGGCCAGACUUCUAAGCCAGGCUGGGCUGCCAGUGCCAUGCAAGCCACAGCCAGCCAGCCCAUCCACUUCUUCCACUCCUCCCCGCAGGCCCCAAGGCAUCACUCCGGCCACCCUGUCCCGCUACUGCUUACACAGGCCGGGUUCCCACGCAGAGGGGAGGCUGCUCCACCCCUACUCUCCUCCCUUGCUCCCAGCAGCGGAAGCGCCUCUGACCCUUGGCUUGAGUCCCACGUGGGGGAGGAGGAGGCAGGCAGCACCAGCAGGGGUCCACCAAGAGCCCAGACCAGCCCCUCUGCCCUCCUACCCGGGCCUCGAAGGGUGUGGCACAGGCUACGUGUUGAGCGUGGCCUACGUGAGCCAACAAGAAGCAGGGGCCUCUGAGUGCCAAGCGACGUGGCGGGCUCCACGUUAGCCCAGGCUCUGAGAGCCAGCCCAGGGGCGGCGCUGCUCAGCUUGGGCUGGUCCAGGGCCUGCCCAGGCUGGGGCACCUUUGCCUCCUGAGGCGCAGCGCACUCCUCCCCUGCCCAAGCCUACUGCCUCCCGCUGCCGCCAGUACCCCCUCCAGCCCCACACCUGGGCCUCCCCCUGCCACUCCCCUCCCUUGCUCCCCUCUGUCCCCAGGGAUCAAACAGAAGCAGCCGUGGGCAAAAUACAAUUUCAUUUAACAAAUUGAA